GUAGAAUUUACACCAAAGGUGAUAAGUAAAUAACAGAUAAUAGGUAAACGAUGAGGAAGAAGAGGGGGAUAAGCCGACUCUCGUCGGCUGCUCUUCACAAUCAUUCAUGUCUCAGACUUUGCAAAGAGAUGACCGGCGUCAAGAUUAACCAUUUUCGUAUACAUAAAAUUCUUCUGCUCGCUUUAGGCGUGUGGCCCUUACAACAAUCAAAUUUCACUCGAUUUCAAUUUAUUUUCCUGUCUAGUAUUUUAACGGCACAUGUGAUAUUUCAAUGUACAGUAUUCAUUUCACAAAAAUGUACUACGGAUCUCAUCAUUAAAGUUUUAUCCUCCGUAGUUUUCUUUACAAUGUUUAUGAUAAAAUACUACAUGUUUUAUGUUAAUAUCAACGGUAUGAAGGACUUAUUGGAACGAUUAUUGCAUGUGUGUAAUGAAUUGAAAGACGAAAAUGAAAUUGCUAUUAUAAAUAAAUAUGGAUGUUAUGGCGUACGUUAUACUAUAUCACUUCUUGUUGCCUUUUGCAGCAUAUCUCUUGUCAUUUUUGCGUUAUUUUGGCCGGAUGUUUUAAAUAUUAUUUUAUCGAUAAACGAGUCAAGAUCGCAUCAUUUGAUAAUCAUGACGGAGUAUUUUAUCGAUCAACAAAAAUAUUUUUAUUUUAUAUUCUUGCAUACUAUUGCAGCGCUUAUUAUUGGGGCGACUGCAAUGGUAGCGAUAGGAACAAUGUUCAUUACGUAUCUUCAACUUGUUUGUGGAAUGUUUAAAAUUGCCAGCUAUCGUAUCAAACGAGCAAUGAGCAACAACAUUCUACAAAAUAUGAAUCAGUUGAAAUACAUUUUCAUAUACAAGGGUUUAAUUUGCGCUGUGAACAUUCAUCGACAAGCUAUGAACUUAUCCACAGUCCUCAUGUUUAAUAUUGAGACAAUGAUGUUAUGUUUAACAAUAUCUGCAGUUUUAUCGGUGAGCUUCAAUCUGUUUCGAGUAAGUCUUCCGUUUUAUUUGUCUGAACUUUUUCAGGUUAUGUCAUUCAAAGAAAAUGUUGAGGAAUUAUUACUGCCUUUUUUAUUCACAUGUAGCCCUAUCUUGUAUAUGUUUCUAGCAAAUUAUAACGGUCAAAUCGUAACAAAUUACAAUGAGCAUAUAUUUAUUACCGUAUAUAACGUUAAAUGGUAUAUAGCUCCAUUAUGUAUACAGAAAAUGGUGCUAUUUCUGUUGCAAAGAAGUUCUAAAAAUUUUAAUUUAAACGUUGGUGGACUGUUUAAUGGAUCUCUAGAGAAUUUUGCAACGCUAAUAAAGGCCUCAGUAUCGUAUUUUACAGUCAUAUAUUCUACUCAAGGAUGAGACGAUAAUCUUUUGAAUUAAAUAUAAUUACG
This is a messenger RNA of Nylanderia fulva, 1369 nucleotides long. The record is from RefSeq and is a predicted model, not a curated record. Lineage: Eukaryota; Metazoa; Arthropoda; Insecta; Hymenoptera; Formicidae.